AUGAUCGACUCGUCUUGCCUGAUCCCAGACGCAGCCGCACAUCAUCCAUCCACACAGAAGUACGCACUGGACCAUCCUCAUCCUGCAACAAUGACUGAUCCAAGAAUACGGCAGAUUAAAAUUAAGACCGGUGUCGUCAAGAGACUGGUCAAAGAAGAGGCGAUGUACAGGAAGGAAGCUCAGCAACAGGAGCAGAAGGUGGAGCGCAUGAAAGCCGAGGCCGGAGACGAAUACGUGAUUAAAAAACAGGUGGAAGUUUUACAAGAGGCCAGAAUGAUGAUCCCAGACACCCACCGUCGCCUGGCCAUAGCACACGCUGAUCUGGGGCAGUUAUUAGAAACAGAAGAGGAUUUGGCAGAGGCAGAGGAGUUCAUAGAGGCGAGAAACAUAUUGGAUUCAGUGAAGCUUGAAGGGUGA
Knipowitschia caucasica is the source of this 417-nucleotide messenger RNA. The record is from the annotation of a GenBank genome assembly. Lineage: Eukaryota; Metazoa; Chordata; Actinopteri; Gobiiformes; Gobiidae.